Molecule: messenger RNA, 1184 nt
Organism: Microtus ochrogaster (prairie vole)
Lineage: Eukaryota; Metazoa; Chordata; Mammalia; Rodentia; Cricetidae
Gene: Krt222
Product: keratin 222
Molecular function (GO): structural molecule activity
Source: RefSeq, a predicted model, not a curated record
CAGGGCAGGCUCUGCCGCAGCAGCGACUCAUCCCGUCGCUAAGGUCCAGUUAGCCAAGGUGGAGGAUGGGAAAAGAAUGGAGCUGUCCCAGCUCCUCAAUGAGAUCAGGGCAAACUAUGAACAGCUUCUCACCAGAAAUCAGAUAGAGACGGUGCUGUCCACACGGAUGCAGCUAGAGGAAGAUAUAACGAAGAGAAUGGACAAGGAUGAGGAGGCUCUGAAGGCAGCUCAGGCCGAACUCAAGGAGGCCCGCCGCCAGUGCCACCACCUCCAGGUGGAAAUCGAGUCUCUCCACGCCGUGGAAAGGGGCCUUGAAAACUCUCUGCAGGCCAGUGAGCAGCAUUACCAGAUGCAACUGCAAGAUCUGGAGUCGGUGGUUGACAGACUAGAGAAGGAGCUGCAGGAAGUGAGGUGCGGCAUCGAGAGGCAGCUUCAGGAGCAUGAGAUGCUUCUCAACACGAAGAUGCGCCUGGAGCAGGAAAUUGCCACCUACCGCCGCCUACUAGAACAGGAAGAGCUCAGAUAUUAUGGUUGUAUCCAAGGAGAGAAAAAAGAAGAAAAACCUACCAGGAGUAAAGUCGGCUUUCUUCUGCCCUCAGCCAUUAUAAAUGAAAUAUCUUUUUCAACGAAAGUCUCACAAAAGUACGAGAGUGAAAAUGGGGAGACCACGACCAAACAGGCAGUGUUAAAUGGAAACGUGAAGGAGAGCGCGGAAGCUCGCGGCACCAUUCAGACAGAGAAAGUGGAUGAAGUUAUAAAAGAGUGGGAAGGUUCAUUCUUUAAAGAUAACCCCCGGCUGAGGAAAAAGUCUGUUUCUCUUCGAUUUGAUCUCCACUUAGCAGCCACCGAUGAAGGCUGCUUACAGAGCAGACAGGAUAAUCUGCCAGACAUUGAAGUCAGGCUCAUCAUGAGAAGAUCAUGUAGCAUCCCCUCCAUCAAGCCCCCGCCAGCCACCAACUAACCCUGAAUAGUAUCUAUCAGACACUAGGAUGGACCCAGGUUGGCCAUGCCGAUGCCCAGCCCCGAAUGUAAGUUAUUCCAUGUGUACGGAUAAUGUUAAGAUGCUGUGGGCUGUGGAUCGCUUCAGAGAACACAUAUCAUAAGAGGUAAAGUUGCUAGGACCCCAAAGACGAGCAUAUUUUUUUUGGAACGGGGAGUGCUUAAAAAUAAAUCAGAAAUUCAGU